Messenger RNA from Momordica charantia (bitter melon), 1008 nucleotides. Its product is annotated as cytochrome c oxidase subunit 5b-2, mitochondrial. The record is from RefSeq and is a predicted model, not a curated record. Gene Ontology annotation, cellular component: respiratory chain complex IV; mitochondrial envelope. Gene Ontology annotation, biological process: mitochondrial electron transport, cytochrome c to oxygen. Lineage: Eukaryota; Viridiplantae; Streptophyta; Magnoliopsida; Cucurbitales; Cucurbitaceae.
CUUGUUCCUUCCUUGUUCGUCCCAUUUCCGAAAGCGCAGACGCCGAAGUUCGCCGUCCAAUCCAGUCCAGUCCAAUCCAAUCCAAUCCAAUCCAAGGGGUGCGACCUGAGAUCACUGCCGGAGAAAUCACCGAUCACAAUCUACCAUGUGGAGGAGAUUGCUCUCUUCGCAGCUCAAAGCCCUAAAAUCUCUUCCCUCAUCAUCCCCCAACCCUUCCUUGGGACGCAUUUCUCAAGCCACACGACUCGCUGCUUCAUCUCACGCUUCUCCUUCCCCUUCUGCUCCGCUCUUCCAUCGCCAUUACGCCUCUGAUUCUGCUGAUUCCGGUCUCAAGAAGAAGGUUGAGGAUGUAAUGCCAAUUGCAACCGGUCACGAGCGCGAAGAGCUUGAAGCCGCACUUGAGGGAAGAGAUAUCCUUGAUAUAGACCAUCCCGUUGGUCCUUUUGGAACUAAGGAAGCUCCUGCUGUUAUUAAGUCAUAUUAUGACGAAAGAGUAGUUGGAUGCCCUGGAGGUGAAGACGAGGAUGAGCAUGAUGUUGUUUGGUUCCGGUUGAAGAAAGGCGUGCCACAUGAAUGUCCUGUGUGCUCACAAUAUUUUGUGCUGGAAGUGGUGGGACCUGGAGGAUCGCCCGAUGGUUUUGGAGACGAGGAUCAUCACCAUUGAUUGCAACCAUCUCCUUUUCCAGAAUAAACCUUGGCUUUUAGAAGAGACAGAUUUUCACAAUAUGCCGCAGUGAUUAUUUAAAGGUGUGUUUUGUUUGUUUUCUACUGGUCCUUAGUCUUUGCAGUUGUUCCUUCAGCAACAACAGGAAUCUGAGUUUUUUCCGAGUCAGUUAGACACUGGCAAGUCAUCUGUUAGAAGUACGGAUCUUUUUAGGUCUUCUUUUAUGCAAUUCCAAAUAAUUGGAGGCUUUUCUCAAUUCUUAUCCAUAACCUUACAGUACAAAACCCAUUGAUCUCAUAAUAUCAUUUCGAGAACUUACUGAAAAUGAAUCCAUUUACUGCAAA